Messenger RNA from Linum trigynum, 5003 nucleotides. The record is from the annotation of a GenBank genome assembly. NCBI's taxonomy places the organism in Eukaryota, Viridiplantae, Streptophyta, Magnoliopsida, Malpighiales, Linaceae.
AUUAGAUGCCACAUAUGAUACACAUACAUGGAAUAUAUAUAUGUGUGUGACCUUAAUCUCCACAAACAACACCAUUACUCAAAACUCUCGACAUACAAGAAAGAAAAAGGGAAGCCAAAAUUAACAUGUCGCCGCCGCCGUCUUCACCGCCGGAGCUGCCACUAAAACCCAUCCCGGGCAGCUAUGGCUUGCCGUUCCUGGGCCCCAUGAGAGACCGCCUAGCUUACUUCUACUACCAAGGCAGCGACGAAUACUUCGCCUCCCGCAUCCGCAGCCACAACCACUCCACCGUCAUCCGUACCAACAUGCCGCCGGGGCCUUUCGUCGCUGCCGACUCCCGAGUCGUGGCGCUCCUCGACGCCGCCUCGUUCCCCGUCCUGUUCGACAACUCCAAGGUGGAGAAGAUGAACGUCCUCGACGGGACCUACGCGCCUUCCGUCGACUUCACCGGCGGCCUCAGGAUGCUGGCUUUCCUCGAUACCAGGGACCCCAAGCACGCGCUUCUCAAAUCAUUGGUGAUGUCGUUCCUCGCUUCCAAGCGCGACGUCUUCAUUCCUCUCUUCCGAGGUUCUCUCUCCCGGAUGUUCCAGGCCAUCGACGGUCAGUUCGCCGCCACAGCGACGGCGCGGGUCAACUUCAACGGCCUCAGUGAGGAGAUGGUGUUUGGUUUCUUGUUUCGCCUCUUCUGCGACGGUAAGGAUCCAUCGGAGACGGAGAUCGGAACCCGUGGGCCGGUCCAUGUCGACAAGUGGAACGCCCUCCAAGUCAUCCCAAUCACAGCCCCACGCCUUCUCCCAAAGUGCCUCAGCUUCAUCGAAGACUUUUUCCUCCACACGUUUCCCUUCCCCUUCUCCCUCGUCAAAUCCGACUACUCCAAGCUGUACGCCGCGUUUAACAAACACGCAGAAACGUUUCUCGACCGAGCUGAGUCAAACUUUGGGAUCCCAAGAGCCGAAGCCUGCCACAACCUCGUAUUCAUAGCCGGCUUCAACGCCUACGGCGGAUUCAAGCCGUUCUUCCCAUCCCUGAUCAAGUGGGUCGCCAACGCAGGACACAAACUGCACCGCCAGCUAGCUGGCGAGAUCAGAGUCGUCGUCCGCGGCCACGGCGGGAAGGUCACUCUCGGAGCGUUGGAUGCGAUGACUUUGACCAAGUCGGUGGUCUACGAAGCGCUAAGGAUCGAGCCUCCGAUCCCGUUCCAGUACGGGAGGGCCAGGGAGGAUAUGGUGGUCCGCAGCCACGACGCGGCCUACGAGGUCAAGAAGGGGGAGAUGUUGUUUGGAUAUCAGUCGUUCGCCACGAGAGAUCCGACGAUUUUCGAUCGUCCCGAGGAGUUUGUCGGGGAUCGGUUCGUGGGUGGACGAGGGGAGAAGAAGCUGUUGUUGAGGGAUGUGUACUGGUCCAACGGUCGGGAGACGGAUGAUCCGACGGCUGAGAACAAGCAGUGCCCGGCGAAGGAUCUCGUGGUGCUGAUGUCCAGGGUACUGUUGGUGGAGCUGUUCCUGAGGUAUGAUGGUUUGACGGUUGAGAUUGAGUCGCUGCCGCUUGGGUCGUCCGUCACGAUUACUUCGCUGAACAAAGCUACGUCCGUCUGAUGACAACGGGUCAUGGCGAAUUUGAAGCGCGGCCCAUAAAUGAUGACUACAACAACCCAUUUUAGGUACUCAAUCACUUAUCUUAGCGUGGGUCGGCCAUCUAUCAGUUUAUAAUUGGAAAAUAAACAUAUUCCCGGAUUUUCCCCUGUAAAUUAUGUAUUUUAGAAUAAAUAUUAUCUAAACUACUGUUGUGAAAAAUAUUCUUCUCCAUCUACUAUUGUAAAAGAAUAAUUCAUGCGUCAUCGCCUUUAAUUAGGUUCCGCACCCCAAUUCGUCUUUAUACCGGCCAAUUAGUGUUUUUUCGCCCAAAUCCGUUAAAACUAUCUUUAAACUCGAUACGUCUAGUCCAGAUCAGACCAUAUAUACGAUCUAUGAUCUAGACCGAGAGGCUGGAGUAUAGACCACAGACCAGACCAUAGACUAUACGGUUCGGUCCAGACCACGCAUGUACGGUCUGGUCCAUAUAGACCACACUCAACAAAAAAUGAAAAUUUUAUUUAGUCAACCACACAAAAAGUUAGAACCAAUAACCAAGGAAAACAAUAUUUUUUUGUAUUAGAAAAGAACAGGGAAGCCAUGUCUAUAAAUUGACCAUUUUAGUGAUUGUUUAAUCCCAAACAAGGAUAAGAAGACAAAGUUGUACUUGUAUACGAAACAGAUCUCCUACUUCUCGAGCACUCUUCGUACUAUAUAUACUAGCAAGCAUAUUAGUUCUUACCAGUCUGCAUACUAAACGAGGAGAUGGAAGGGUAGAACGGGUAAAACGGGUACCCCUAAUACCCAAAUGGGUAUUAACGGGUAACCCGCGGAUACCCAUUGUAGAACUUCUCGAUCCCAAGUCCCAUCCCGUAGAAAAAAUUAGGGAUAUUUGGGUACCCGUUACCCUAAAAAAACGGGACGGGUAUGGGUAGACCCAAAUACCUGUUUCCCGUUGCCCACCCCUAGUUUGGUCCGGUAAAUCGCGGUCUAGACCAGACCAAACCAAGAAAUCAAAACAUCAAAUAUUACAGACCAUGGACCAGACCAUACCAUAAUUAAUGAUCUACGCUCCGGACCAAACUAUACGGUCCGGUUUGGACCAUUGUUUUUCUAACGGUAUGGUCUAUUUUCCCAGCCCUACUCUUCUUCUCCAAAACUAUCCUCCCACCACCGAAAAUGGCCAGAAAAAAAAAACAGAAAAAUAAAGUUCCCGACGAGAACUAUUGUCUUCUUCUCCAAAACUCUCCUCCCACGACGAGGCUUCGCACAUUAGCAGUAAGAGGCUGACGACUUUUUGUUCUAUUUUAGCAUUAUUAUUACGAUUAUUGUUGUGUUUUAUUUUUCUUUAGCUCCUACAAUGUAUCAAUAUUCAAUAUUAAUGCACAUCAAGAAUGCUAAAUCAACCCCAAUUGAAAAUAAAUUAUCAUGGGCAGAUGGUGAACAUCGACUUGAUUUAGUUUGGUAGAAUGAGAUAGGUAUUUUAAUUUACAAAUUAAAAGUUAUUUAAUUUUGUUUGAGUUAGUAUGAAUUAGUAUAGUAUUUUAUUAGUGACUAGGAAUAGAUUGAAUUAGAAUCCUCUUGAGUUAGUAUGAAUACAACUAUGUUUAUUAUAGUUAAGUUUAUUAUUUAUAUACUUUAAUUAAGUUAUUUAUAUAAUUAUGAAUUAACUAAUAGGUUAUUUUUAUUUGUAAGUUUAUAACUAUAUACUUUCAUCAAGUUAUCUUAACUAUAUAAGUAAUUUGUUAGUGACUUAUUCAUUUAUUAGUUACAUGAUGACGCAUAGGCUUUGGUUCGUUCAUAUAUAUAAGACUCGAGGUACGCAUAUAUUAGGCAAGUAUUACGAGGAGUAUGGACCAUACAUUCGGGGUGCUAGUAGUAAGAGUAUGGUAUAGGAUCCAUAUAACCUUCUCCCAAUAAAUCUAUCUUUCCUACUGGUUGCUCCUCAUUCCUCAAUACAUUAAAUGCUGAAAAAGAAAAACAAUGCUGAAAAACAGCUUCCAAUCCUGCCGUAAGAUAUUUGCUAAUUUUUUAUUAGAUUGAUAUUUGCUACAACUAUUAAAAGAAUAAAAUAAAACAAAGGCUAAGGUGAAAUUUCAAUGAUCCCCAAUAUUCAUUUUCUGCCAUAUAAAAUACUUAAGAUCUAACAACUAAAUGAAAAUUGGCUCCAUUUGGGCACUCCAGUACUCGUACAAUUCUCCAUCGAAAAUGGGAAUUUGAUUAGAGGAGGUAGCAAACAUGGUGUUUGUUGAAGUUGUUGUCAUGGCUUUUUUAGAAGAUUUGGGUAGGAUAGAAAAAUGGGGAUUUAAGAGGAUAGAAGGGUAUUAAGCUCUGAUACCAAAUUUGUUGGGUAUUAGCGGAAUUGUGGUGAAAAAUAGGAUCAAGACAAAGGAAACAUUUGGUGUUUAAUCACUUAUUUAGAAAACACUCAAUGUUUGAAAAUACACUAACCAAACAAGGCCUUAACUUGGCACUUGUUAUUAUAGUGCACAACUUUGUGCUUCUUUCCUUUCUUUUGUUUUUUCUUUCAAGCUCUCUCACUGCUAACUCCUUCUUCCCAUACUUAUAUAUAUAUAUACUUAUAUAUAUAUAUACUUAUAUAUAUAUAUAUUUAUAUAUAUAUAUAUAUAUAUAUAGGGAAUGGAAGAAGUAAACUAAUAAUACUUCUAUUACACAUCAUACAGAAGAGUUGAUAAUGCAUUUGGCUCAUAUAAUAAAAGCUUUGUCUUCUCUUCCUUCCAAUCCAUUCUCAUACGACAGUAGCAUAUGCAUAUACAUGUAUGCAUUAAUCUAUCAUGGCCCAUGCAUAAGUGCAGUAGUUGGCUUCUCUUGUCAAAUGUCUUUGGCUGUGCAAUCCAAUCUCCAUAAUUCAUCCAUUAUUUUGAUUGCAUAAUGCAAAUAUUUAUUGUUGUUCAUAAUUCAUUGAUUUGAUAAUAAUGAGACCUACCAUGUGCAAUGUUUAGUGAUGAUAGGGUUGAUUUCAAAUUACCAUUCAACACCCCCUCUUAAUUUGCAAUCUGGAGAAGCUUUUUGAACUUCUCACGGGUAACCGCCUUUGUCAUGAUAUCUGCUGGCUGGUCGUCGGUGUUGAUAAAUUCCAUCACGAUUAAUCCUUCAUUGACGAGGUCUUGGAAAAAUUAGACCAUCCCACCCAAAAACAACUCGGAACCUAAAGAGAAGAUAGUUCAAUCUACAAGAAGCUGGCAGAGCUUUUAGCUAUUGGACUACAUCCAUCUAUCCUACCUAAACGGUAAGCCUUUUCUUGUGUGUUCUUCGAAUGACGCUAGUGGAGACAAAUUCCUUCCGGCUAAUGAAGAUACUACUCCAGUCAAAUGAUGACGCAACUCGAUAUGCUUUGAUCUUGCGUGGGAUACUGGAUUCUUUGUCAUGGCUAUGGCUGACAUGUUGUCACAAUGAAUAAUGGUUGGACCA